Messenger RNA from Durotheca rogersii, 2631 nucleotides. RefSeq lists its product as uncharacterized. The transcript has 5 exons. The record is from RefSeq and is a predicted model, not a curated record. NCBI's taxonomy places the organism in Eukaryota, Fungi, Ascomycota, Sordariomycetes, Xylariales, Xylariaceae. The coding region runs from base 418 to 2283 and encodes 621 amino acids.
AGUCCUUAUACGGUUUCGGAUAAGUACUUAUAUAGGUCUCGCACUCAUAUUAUUUUCAUCACCCACACUUCAAUCUACAUCCUACAUCAAUUACCGCCAUGUAGCGCAGAUAGUAUUACUCUUUCCAUCGCCAUCCUCGUCGCCGUGCACUUCGUACGAGCCCUGUCCUUGUGACUCUGUCUUCGCCCGUCUUCUCUUAGCCAGCUGUGCUGUUCCUAUCCAUUCCUCCAACAGCGGGCACACACAGUUCCACCUUAAUAUGAACCUAUACCAAAAGCCUGGUCCGUGAAAGCGUGGCCCGGGGAGGGGUGGUUUAGCUUACUUUACAAUAUCGACAGUCCCAUCGAUUCAAAGUGACGAUUAUCAUUUUCUUUGAGGGUGCUCUGCGAAGAUCAAUGAUACCACUCAACUGAGACCAUGUCGAACGCACAAAAUAAAUCCCCUGGCAGGCCGGGACUGCCAGACCCAGCUGCCGAGUUCCUAUUGAAAAUAUGGUCAAGCAUGUUCCCUGGCAUGGAUGAUGAGAUGGUUUAUGAUGAAUCCACCAGCGAGUUCAUCAACACCCAAAAGGCCGAGGCUGAGACUGCUCGGAAAGCCACAGAAGAUAAAAGAGCCCGAUUCGUUGAUAUCCUAAACGCCUGGGAUGGGGCGAAUGACAAAUGGCAUAUGGAGAAUACUAAUAAGAAGAAGAGCAGCAGAGACAACCUCAUCGCCAAAGUACGGGCCGACAUAUCUGCCAAGCACAGCUGGGACGAGGUCUUCGCGUCGCUAAGCAAUGCCGAAGAUAGUUAUGAGAACCCUAAGGGUAUUGGGAAAUGGCGGAAAUGGGGUCGGAAAGCGGCGGAGAAGUCAGAAGUCGUCAAGCCUUUGGUGGAUCUUAUACCUGGUGGGGAUUACACGUCGGUGAUCUGUGGUGGUCUCAAAUUUAUCCUCGAGGCAUGCUCCGCAGCGAGAAAGUCUCGGGAAGAUAUCCGCGACCUAAUCAACAGCCUCCCCGAAGAGGUUCAGCUUGCCAGCGAGUAUGCUGAGCUGUAUAGGUUGGAGCCUGCAAUUCAGAUCGAGACAAAUAAAUUGUACGCUGCUGUCCUAUCGGCAAUAGAAGCCACCAUGACACACUUGAUGAAAGAUCACAGACUCGAAUUCCUCAAGCCGCUGUUCCUGCAGAACGCAUACGCCCCCUUAGGUCCAAAAAUCGAAGAAGUGAGAGAAGCCUCGAAACGACUCGAGACUGUUUUGCAGUUCUGCGAUCGGAAGAGAAUGGUGGAUAUGAACCAUGGGGUCGAGGGUAUGCGGCGUGACAUUGCCACAAUCAAGAACCUCUUCUUGAAUAUGUUACGGGCGCAGACCAAGCAUGCGAGUUGGCUGAUGCUGUGGCUUCAAUGGAUACAAGAAAAUGAAAACUGCGAGCAACCUCCCCGUAAAGAAUACAUCUCCUGGCCAGAACUAGUCCGCCUCUUGCUUCCUCGCCUGUCUGACAUAGUUGAAGAUGUCUUGCUUGCAGAUAAGGUCUCUCAAAACGAGGUGGUGGAACAAGUGCUUAGGGCGGGGUUCUCGAUGGAUAGAGACAAGCUUGUCCGUGCAGGCUGGCUCAUGUCUAACAAGAGGAUACACCGCUGGUUCAGAUCGCAACAUUCGCGUGGCCUCCUGGUUAACGGCAAUUCGACCCUCGACCGCAUCACCCCAGUUUCCUUCUUCUGCGCUAUGCUGGUCAAAGGCAUGAUGGCGAUGGGGCCCAUCGUGGUACUCAGCUAUUUCUGCGGACUCAACACUCCGGGAGCGGACGGAGAGGGAGGGGGUAUAUACGGCGGUACGGGCUUAUUAAAGGCCUUGAUAGCACAACUAGUCACACAGUGCAAGCCCGGUAAACUCACCUGCCUUGGGCGAGAGGAGGCCGAGAAGAUCAAGCGAACCGCCCCCGACCCCAGCCUAAGACUUCUACGCAGCGUCUUCCGUAAGCUAAUCGUGGCUGCCGAGAAACCAAUUUUCAUCAUAAUAGACGGCAUCAAUUACUACGAAACCAGCGAGCUCGGCAAAGACACCAGGGGGGCAGUGGGGGAGAUAACACGCCUUCUCGAGAACGAAGGGAAUAGGCCACUGGUCAAGGUGCUCGUCACGAGCGCGAACCGAUCGUUUGAAGUGGAUGUAUGCUUUGACGACAACGAGAAGAUCCGGAUACCCGACGAGGUCUCCGGCGAGAAGAUGGGGUUUGUUGAUAGACAGUUCGACUUGGACUUCGGAGAGGAUAUGUCGCGGCUGCAGCGUGAUGCUCGCCAUCAAGACUGAUGGCAUAGGGGGCAGAGGGGGGUGUUCGAGGACUGCUGUCCGGCAUGCACCGUAGUCGCGUGCUCGUCUCGGUCUUCUUCUCCCGACAACCCGAGGAAGACCUACGCGGCGUUAGUGUAUGUACUAUGACGCUGGUUGGUAUCCAUGGAUGCACCCGUACCUACCUAGGUAUAAUAUAUGCCAAUGCCAAUACUGGAGUAACCAGUCACAGAUAGCUGCCUGCAUCUACCUUAUUCGUAGCAAGAUCAACACCAAGAGGCUACACCGACGACGACGACGACGACGACGCGAUCGAAUGCGAUAGGAGAUCGGGCCAAUGGUGACUCUCGCUGUCUGACUGGAUUCCCG